Molecule: messenger RNA, 1300 nt
Organism: Bemisia tabaci
Lineage: Eukaryota; Metazoa; Arthropoda; Insecta; Hemiptera; Aleyrodidae
Product: cathepsin B
Biological process (GO): regulation of catalytic activity; proteolysis
Molecular function (GO): cysteine-type endopeptidase activity
Source: RefSeq, a predicted model, not a curated record
CCAACCACUCUCGGACUAUUCACCGAGAAAAACCGUCGCACAUUAAUGUCCCCGUGAUUUUUGCGAACAUUUCUUUACUUUUUCGUGAAUUCCAGAGGUUAGACCUGCCUCAAAAUGAAGGUGGUCAUCUUCUUCUUAUGCAUUUCUGCAUAUGUGAAGGUUUCCCUCGCCGAGGGUGCUUAUUUUCUGUCGGACGAUUUCAUAAAUGAUAUCAACUCGAAACAGGACCAGUGGAAGGCUGGAAGGAAUUUCGAUCCGAAUACUCCCGAAGAGGACAUAAAAGUGCGCUUGGGUGCAAUUCUGGACGGGGAUGUGAAGCCGAGGGUGAAGACCUUCGAUCCAAAUUGGCCGGCGGAGACGAAGAUCCCGAAGAACUUCGACGCUCGCAAAAGAUGGAGAAAACAAUGCCCGAGAAUUGCCGAAGUCCUCGACCAGGGGAAAUGCGGCUCUUGCUGGGCAAUCGCCGUGACCCAAGCUUUCACGGACAGGUGGUGCAUUAUAACGAAAGGAAAACACCAAAUGCGUCUGUCGACAUCCAACCUUCUCUCUUGUUGCUACUUCUGCGGUUUUGGAUGUGGUGGAGGAUUCCCAGGGAUGGCAUGGCUGUACGUACAGCGGCAUGGAUUACCCAGUGGUGGCAACUACAACACAACCGAGGGGUGCCAACCCUACAGCAUUCCGUCCCCGUGCAAAUAUCAAGGCGACGACAGCCCUUACCAACCGUGCACGCCCGUCAAGGAAACCCCUCCGUGUGAAUCUCGCUGCACGAAUAGCAAAUACAGCAAAAGAUUGGAUAAAGACUACCGUUACGGUCACGACAUGUACGUAGUACCGGAUGACGAGAAGUCCAUUAUGAGAGAAAUUUUGGCGUAUGGUCCGGUGUCAACGGCUUUUGGUGUCAUGGACGAUUUUCCAAGCUAUAAAUCAGGCGUAUAUGAGCCAUCCGCAAGUGCUAAGUUUUUGGGUGGUCAUGCGGUGAAGGUACUUGGUUGGGGAGUGGAGAACAAAGUUCCCUAUUGGUUGGUGAUGAACUCUUGGAACGAAUACUGGGGUGACCACGGACUGAUUAAAAUUAAGAGAAACUCCCCGCGGGUCAAACUGGAGGUCGCGUGCUUAGCUGCCGUACCCAACACGAAGAAAAAAAGCACAGAGGACAUGGAAGAUCCUGAGGCUGUUGCUGACAGCUCGGUCGAGUCACUGAAUGAAGACGAAGAAGUUUAAUCGAGACUUAUCCAAUUAUUGGAGACAAACUGGAAAAAGUGUACAAAAUUUGAAAAAACAGAAAUAUAAUUAUUCCAAA